AUGUCGGUUAAAAGGGACGGAAACGGCCUGAGGGGACUGGCUUCCCUUUCCGUCGUCAUCACCCACGUUGCGCGCGCCUUCGAUACCGAUCUCUUUAACCCCGCCGUGUCCGAGAAUGGCGCGACUCGCUUUCUACAAUGGCCGCUUAUCCGCGUGCUCAUCCAGGGCCGCAUCGGCGUGGCCAUCUUCAGCAUGGUCACGGGCUACGUGUGCGCCCUGAAGCCCAUCCGCCUCAGUCGACAGGGGAACUGGGAGGCGGCCCUCAAAUCGCUGUCGAAAUCCGCAAUCCGCAGGGUUCCGCGUUUCGUUCUCCCCACCACCGUCGCCACGUUGCUCAUAUGGCUCGUCGCCCAGUUCAACGCCUUUAAUGUUGCGAAACACUCCGGGAGCGAUUGGACUGUUCGAACGAGCCCGCCGAGUCUUCCCACCCUCUGGCAGAGUUUGAACGAUCUCUGGAUCAACAUUAUCAAGACAUGGACGGAGAACUACAACUCCUACGACCCAAAUCAAUGGACCCUCAUGCCGCUGCUUAAAGGCAGCAUGAUGCUGGCUGCCAUGACUAUGUGGUGGUAUUAUUACCUGGACAACGAUGCCCCUUUUGGUAUGCAGUUCUUCUGGGGUGUCUUCCUCGCCGACUUUCAAAACCUCCCCUUUGCAAAUAACAUCCUUACCGCUCGACCCAUCCUUUGCCGCGUCAUCUCCGUCCUAUGCAUGGCUGCCGGCUUUGCCAUCGCCUCUCUUCCCGAAUAUAAUACAGAGUGGACUGCAUGGUCCAAUAACCUGCGUAUCCUACUCGACUCUGUUCUUUACCCCGGCUCAGAUUACGCUCGCUUCAGCACCACGUUGGGGUUGCACCUCAUCUCCCUUGGCAUACACUUUAGUCUGUCUCUGCAAAGCUUGCUGAGCAACAAAUAUUUCUUGUGGUUAGGGAAGCAGUCGUUUGCCGUCUACCUCCUCCACGGGCCAAUCCUUCGAACUGUGCUAUGCUGGAUGCUUUUUGGCUUCAGCGUCCCCGCCGACCACGUUAAUGACGAAGGCGAGACGGUACCGACUAAUUUCGAGCCUGUGGGUGGGCUAAGACUUCUCAUUUGCUUCGUAAUAUGGCUCCCGCUCAACUAUGCGGCUGCUAUUGCUUGGACCAACUACAUAGACCCAUGGUGCGCACAGGUAACGGAGAAGUUUGUCGCCUACGUCAAGGAGGACACGGACGGGCUUCUCGGGGUGGAAAGGCGGCCCAAGGCAUUUGAUCCGAGAGCAAAAGCAGGAGAAAGCUCUUCAAUAGCAUAG
Molecule: messenger RNA, 1287 nt
Organism: Scedosporium apiospermum
Lineage: Eukaryota; Fungi; Ascomycota; Sordariomycetes; Microascales; Microascaceae
Exons: 4
Coding region: 1-1287 (428 amino acids)
Biological process (GO): polysaccharide biosynthetic process
Cellular component (GO): membrane
Molecular function (GO): acyltransferase activity, transferring groups other than amino-acyl groups
Source: RefSeq, a predicted model, not a curated record